Messenger RNA from Paramormyrops kingsleyae, 2796 nucleotides. Its product is annotated as ribonuclease P protein subunit p25-like protein. NCBI's taxonomy places the organism in Eukaryota, Metazoa, Chordata, Actinopteri, Osteoglossiformes, Mormyridae. Gene Ontology annotation, cellular component: ribonuclease MRP complex. The record is from RefSeq and is a predicted model, not a curated record. Gene Ontology annotation, biological process: tRNA 5'-leader removal. Gene Ontology annotation, molecular function: RNA binding.
GAAGCAGCAGCUGUCCCUCACACGUUUGGUAGUUGUGUGUUGAGAAUCAGCAGACUUUGCUGCCCAUCGCCGAAGCAGGUGUUGGGGAAACCUUUAGCCCCCCAGCGUCAUGUGAAACUUACUGGGAGACCUCCCCGUGAGCUUCCUACUCGCAGGAUUUUACACUGGAGAAACUGGACCAUCCUGAGCCAGACGAGGGGAGCUGAAGAGUUUUUUUUGUGGUUCUUCCUGUUCUGCUCAUGAGUGAGGAAACUAAAAACUUGAUGAGGACUGGAAGAAGACACCGAACCGGGAAGGUCUGUAAACGAAGUGUUUGCCUCUUCAAAAGGAGGGAAAAGGAAGAAAACUUUUCACUGAGUGAAUUCUUCCUCCCGCUAUGCUCUUUCUUUGUCACGUUAGCACAAUACUGAAAUACCGUCAGUGACAGUGCCAACUGUCCGCAAACGUAGGGUCUGCCCGACGUCUUAAAGCUUAAGCCUCCACCUGCUCUUGUUCUUCCCUUCGACUCAGCAAUUUCCUGGUGAACCAUCAGCGUGGCUGGACUCUUUGAUCAAUGGCCACAUUGAGAAAGCUUCAGUAAUGACUUGUUUCUGUGGAUGUGCUGCUGUAUGGGUACCAUGCGAGUGUCAUCGUGGGAAAGAGUUCCUCGCUGGAUCACGGUUCAUGGAACAGCCGUGACGCAAGGGACUGUGAACUGCAUUGAGCGUUAAAGUUGUCUCAGGUUGUAGGCUGCAGGCUUCUGGAGGGUAGCACAGAGAGAGAGCUUACUGAAGAGAACCCAAAUGAGACAAGAGGAGCUUCCAUGGAGGUCAGCGUGGUCCCCGAUUUGUUCCACCCCAUGCCGGUGCAGACUUUUACUAGCCAGCCUUCUGUUGCAGGCAAAGUUACUAGCCUAGAUGUACCCCCUCCUGCCUUGCCUUCUGGGGAACUUGCACCCAGCCCCCUGAAGCAAGGGCAGGGAGGCAUCCGGAGGGUGUGCCGAACCGAGGAAGCUACCCCCAGCCCCUUCCCGGACCUGCCGGCAGGGGUGCUGGAAAUGAGGGUCAAAGAAGGAAGCAAGAUUCACAACCUCAUGGGUUUUGCUUUGGCGCGAGUGCAGGGGGAGCAGGGGACCGGGGGUGGCGUCAGGCAGCUGGUGUUUGUGGGCUCAGGACGUGCCGUCACCAAGACCAUCACCUGCGCAGAGAUCCUGAAACGCCGGGUAGAGGGACUGCACCAGCUAACCAAAGUGCAGCAGAAGAUGGUCCAUGAGGUGUGGGAGGGCAGCCAAGACGGGGCAGCCAAGGCGGGGGUGACGGUGCACAGGACGGUGCCCGCCAUCAGCAUUCUCCUCUCCAAAGACCCGCUGGACCCUCAGGAGCCUGGAUACCAGCCGCCCCUUGCACCCGGAGUUGGCUGGGCGCCGCCAUCCAAGAGGGAGGAUGAGAACAGAGACAUCACACAACCGGCGAGCAAGAGGCUACCUGAUGCUCUCCCACACCAACCCAGCUCCAAGAAACCACAUCUAUAGGCAGGACUUCAAUUAACUGAUACCCCGUUCGGGCCAGCUGCACACCUGGGAGAGAAUUGGCACUGACGGCUCUGUCGUAUCCACUCUGCAUGGCACGGUGCUCGAUAAAUAUGUAACAGGGAGACAUGCAAACACGCGCAAAUUGAUUACAAUUGAACAGCCAGAGUCCAUCUGAAUGAGAACUGAUUGCCAGACUCUGAAAUUCUCAUCGCAUUUAUACACCUAGCAGCUCCCCCACGUUAUCUAUUAGGAUUUAUGCCGCACAGGUGCCACCCGUGGUUACUACUGCUACUGCUCUCAUUGCAUUUUAAGCUGCCUGCUGUCCGGAGAGUCUGCAUUUUAAAAUGCAAAACACAUUUGAAAUGCUCCUGCAUCACGAUAGGACGCUAUGUCAUUCAUCUAAAUUAUUUAUUUUAAUAUUUAUUUGCACCCAUCCAUCUCCUAAUCACAUAUGUUGAUCAGGUUAUUUGGACACAUUUUAGAAACGGAAUUAGGUACAAGGUGUUCUCAGAAGACUGAAUGACAAAAAUUAAGCAUAAUAAUUUUAAGUUUUAGUGUGUUCAUAAAUAGCAUGACAAAAACGCUUUUGAUCUCAUCUGUCCAUCCUCCAAAGACAUGACGGCUUAGAAUAAUUUCUAUAUUAAGGACCUAUGUGGAGGUUUUCAUUUUGUUUUUUGUUUUGGUGACUUGCAUGCCGUUUAACGAACUAUCACUGAAACAAGGAUGACUGUGCUAAAGCUAACGUGAAAAGAUUUGUUCUUCAGAAAGAUGCUGAUGUAAGAGAAAGUGUUCAGAUUUGCCAGGGAUUCUGAAAGAGAACUCAGUAUAAAUAUGAGCAUUUGAACGCAGAGAGACGAUAUUUGCAACAGAAUGCAAUAAAACUGUCAAGUCAGUUAAAAAUGCACGCUUUACAGAGCUCUGCGAGAGCAGAACAGUGCCGAUUCAACGCCCUGCAUUACUGAGUGGCCAGUCGUGCGAAUCACCCCGCUUGCUGCCAACGUUUCAACGUGCCUCUCAGACCGCUCUCGGGCUGAAAGCAGGAAGGCAUCGGACAGUGCUAUCGAUCAGGACGCAGGCCAGAGGCACAGUCUGUGACUACGGGGACAGAUUUCAUAAAGUACACCUCAAGCAUCUAUCUUAAAGCGUGCAUUACAAUCCUAGGAGAGCGUGAAUCGACCAACCCCAGAGUGUGUGAAGUGGAUUUUUCUACAUGCUUUGUAAAUCUGUAAAUAGGCAUGAAGUCAAUGCAUUACCUGCCUUUUUCAAUAAAUUAUUUCUGCAUGAUG